AUGCCCGGUCUCACCGUUGUUGACGGAACUCCUCGCGGCUGUGCAUCCGCCGCCUGCGGCGCCCAAAAGGAUACCUCGAUCAUUCGUGAUGCCGAGAUGGGAUCUUCCAGGGCCUCCACCCUGGGCCGCACCAGCUACGGCGCUGUAGACCCCGCUGCUGUCAUGCAGGCGUACAUGGGCCGCGCGAAGACACGCCGACAUGCCCCACGUCAGCUUUUGAACAAUCUUGCCUCCGCCAUCACUGGCCCAGCUGGUGCUGUGCUCAACGGCUUCCAAGAUAUCGUUGGCAACACUCCAUUGUCUGGUGUUAUGGACGGUAUCCAAGGCGGUGCUGCUCGCAUGGGCGGUGGUCAAAUGACCCCCAAGGGUGUUAUGGAGGGUGGAGUUGGAGAAUAUUCCGGCAAAGGCCAGUCCGCCGGCUUGCCAACCGCCGCCUCUGACGGAACGAUCACCAUGACCUACCACCAAGUCAACCAAGACGGAGCUGGUCCUCUGACUGCGGAGAUCGACCCAUCUUCUGGUGGAUCCGACCCCAAGGCUUUCCAAAAGGCGCAGGUCAUCAAGAACGUCCCCGGAGCCGCUGGUUUCUCCACCGCCUCCAACUCCGACUAUGAAAUCCAGAUUAAGAUGCCAGAUGGCAUGAAGUGCACUGGCGAGCUUGGAGGUGCUAAGAAUGUCUGCGUUGCUCGCGUCCGCAACACCGCUAUCUCCGGUCCUUUCGGUGGUGGUGCCGCUUUCACCCAGUAA
Molecule: messenger RNA, 747 nt
Organism: Ophidiomyces ophidiicola
Lineage: Eukaryota; Fungi; Ascomycota; Eurotiomycetes; Onygenales; Onygenaceae
Exons: 6
Coding region: 1-747 (248 amino acids)
Source: RefSeq, a predicted model, not a curated record